Messenger RNA from Myotis myotis, 692 nucleotides. Its product is annotated as polyubiquitin-like. The coding region runs from base 79 to 540 and encodes 153 amino acids. The record is from RefSeq and is a predicted model, not a curated record. Gene Ontology annotation, cellular component: nucleus; cytoplasm. The transcript has a single exon. Gene Ontology annotation, molecular function: protein tag activity; ubiquitin protein ligase binding. NCBI's taxonomy places the organism in Eukaryota, Metazoa, Chordata, Mammalia, Chiroptera, Vespertilionidae. Gene Ontology annotation, biological process: modification-dependent protein catabolic process; protein ubiquitination.
UUGUAGGGGCUGUGUCGUUGUUGAGGGGACUUGACGGGUUUGGACUUGCGGUAUUUUCGCACUCGCUAACAGGUCAAAAUGCAAAUCUUCGUAAAGACCCUGACUGGCAAGACCAUCACCCUAGAGGUGGAGCCCAGUGACACCAUUGAGAAUGUUAAAGCCAAGAUCCAGGAUAAGGAAGGCAUCCCUCCUGACCAGCAGAGGCUCAUCUUUGCAGGCAAGCAGCUGGAAGAGGGCUGCAUUCUUUCUGACUACAACAUCCAGAAAGAGUCCACCCUGCACCUGGUCCUGCGUCUGAGGGGUGGUAUGCAGAUCUUCGUGAAGACCCUGACCGGAAAGACCAUCACCCUGGAGGUGGAGCCCAGUGAUACCAUUGAGAAUGUGAAGGCCAAGAUCCAGGAUAAGGAAGGCAUCCCUCCUGACCAGCAGAGGCUCAUCUUUGCAGGCAAGCAGCUGGAAGAUGGCUGCACUCUUUCUGACUACAACAUCCAGAAAGAGUCCACCCUGUACCUGGUCCUGCGUCUGAGGGGUGGCUGUUAAUUCUUCAGUUUUGCAUUCAUAGUGCCAGUGAUGGCACUGCUCUGCAUUCUAGCCAUUUGCCCCAAUUUAAGUUUAGAAAUUACCAGUUCAGUAAUAACUGAAUCUGUUCAAAAUGUUAAUAAAAGUUUUGUUUCAUGGUAAAAAAAAAAAAA